Molecule: messenger RNA, 2799 nt
Organism: Cuscuta campestris
Lineage: Eukaryota; Viridiplantae; Streptophyta; Magnoliopsida; Solanales; Convolvulaceae
Source: the annotation of a GenBank genome assembly
ACGUUAAAAUUUGCUUAUAAACCCAUAAAAUUUUUAUAUAAUUUUAGAUAGUAUAAUUUUUUUUAAGAAUAUGUAAAUAAAAUAAUUUUAAAAAAAGAUUAUUUUAAGCAUUGUUUGAAAUGUGAUUGAAUACUUUGGGUAGGAGGGACAAAUUUUGUUCCGGCGAUAUGUAGAACGCCGCCGGUGCUUGGCGGCGACAGCGAAUACCAUUAGAGCUCGUCCACAGCAAUGGAAGUCAUUCGCCUCGGUUGCGGACUGCCACAGCCUUAUCCCAUCAGAAAUACUCCUCCGCCACAGAGACAAAGAUGGAGCCUCUCUGGCUCCGCCACUUCCCGAUCUCUUUCAAGGCUUUAUCCCCAAUCCGGCGCUUCAUUAACACAGGUUUUCAGGAAAGGUUCCUCAACUUCUGCCAUUUUUCUUCCUUUUCUCCAACAAGAGGAAGAAGAAGAUGAUGACGACAACAAGGAUGAAGAUGGAGUGGCUGUUGUGGAAGAAGAAGAGGAAGAAGAAAACAAAGAAGAAUUGUCAAGUUUAAAAUUGAAUGACCCAAUAAUGAAUUUCUUCAAGACAAGGGUAGAGGGUCCGAACACGGGUUCUGACCCCGAUCGUCUAGGCAAAUUCUCCCUCAGCAAGAACCGCAAAACAUCAUGGCGCCUAUCCCAAUCAACUGAUUCAAGCCUAAAAAAUGAUGAAGUAGAGGAAGAAAACGACGAUGCUCCCAAAAAUGUGGAACUCCAAACAAUUACAAGAGUUGAGGGCGUUGUCGGUGAAAUACUGGAAAGAGCCAAGACAUUACCAGAAAAUGUGACAUUAGGAGAGGCACUAGGGGAGUUUGAGGGCCAAAUCCGGGAGAGAGAAUGUGUGGAGGUGUUGGGGUUGCUGGAGAAGGAGGGUCUGAUCAAGUGCUGCCUGUACUUUUUUGAAUGGAUGAGGAUGAAUGAGCCUUCACUCCUCUCACCUCGAGCAUGUGCAGUUCUCUUUCCAAUACUUGGAAGGGCCGGGAUGGGAAGAGAACUAAUGCUUAUAUUCAGAAGCUUGCCCAGUCACAAGCACUUCAGGAAUGUUCGUGUUUAUAAUUCUGCAAUUUCUGGGCUUUUGACCUCUCAGAGGUAUGACGAUGCAUGGGAGGUCUAUGAGAUAAUGCAGACACAUAAGAUUAAACCGGAUCAUGUGACCUGUUCCAUUCUGCUCACAGGAAUGAGGAAAGAGAGAAAUACAGCCAAGGAAGCGUGGGAUUUCUUUGAGAAAAUGAACAAGGGAGGGGCCAUGUGGAGUCUUGAAGUUAUAGGUGCCUUAGUCAAAUCUUUUUGUGAUGAGGGGCUUAAGAGGGAAGCCCUGAUUAUACAAUCUGAAAUGGAGAAAAGGGGGAUCUCAUCAAAUGCUAUCAUAUAUAACACUAUAAUGGAUGCCUAUGGUAAAUCAAACCAAAUUGAAGAAGCUGAGGGUAUAUUGGCUGAGAUGAAAGUGAAAGGAGUAACACCCACAUCGUCCACAUAUAACAUUUUAAUGGAUGCAUAUAGCAGAAGGGCACAGCCUGAGGCUGUUGAAGAGCUGAUUGAAGAGAUGGAAAAUACCGGCUUGGAGCCCAAUGUAAAAUCCUAUACAUGUCUCAUUAGUGCCUAUGGCAGGCAAAAGAAAAUGAGUCACCGGGCUGCUGAUGCAUUCUUGAAAAUGAAAAGGGUUGGUAUAAAACCAAGUUCUCAUUCAUACACUGCUCUUAUACAUGCUCAUUCUGCCAGUGGGUGGCACGAAAAGGCUUAUAUUGCAUUUCAGAAUAUGCUGAGGGAUGGAGUAAAACCAUCAAUACACACUUAUACUGCCUUGCUUGAUGCAUCUCGGCGUGCUGGUGACACACAAAGGCUAAUGGAAAUCUGGAAAACGAUGAUCAAGGAUAAAAUUUCAGGGACGAGGGUAACUUUCAAUACACUUCUUGAUGGGUUCGCUAAACAUGGUCAUUAUGUUGAAGCAAGAGACGUUAUAUGUGAAUUUGCAAAGAUUGGUUUGCAGCCCACAGUUAUGACAUAUAAUAUGCUGAUGAAUGCAUAUGCACGGGGAGGGCAAGACUCAAAGCUCCCCCAGCUUCUGCAAGAAAUGGAAGCACACAAUCUGAAACCCGAUUCGGUUACUUAUUCCACAAUGAUUUAUGCAUUUGUUCGCGUUCGAGAUUUCAAAAGCGCAUUUUAUUAUCACAAGCAGAUGGUGCAGAGUGGGGAAGUGCCUGAUGCUGAAUCAUAUCAGAAGCUCAGGGCAAUUUUGGAUGCAAAGGCUGCAAUCAAGAAUAAGAAGGAUAGGCGUGCUUUGAAGGGCAUUAUUAAAAGCAGCAUGGGUGUACUGCAGAAGCCAAAAAGGAAAAAAGACAAGUUUUGGAAAAACAGAAAGAAUCGAGAAAGAAAUUGAAACCGUAGAACAGGUUGAUAUCAACAGAAUGUCUUCUGUUUGGUUUGCUUCUUUAAUCUCUGUUGGAGUAUUAGGAAAGGAUGGGAGGAUCCUAAUCACUUGGAAUGGCUAACAAGAUCCGAGUAGCUGUUAGAGGUAAUUGCUCGAUUUUCCCAUAUUAGCAAGCGUGUCAUUUCUCUGACAUAUUGUUUCAUGUGAGUUCUUUCUAUGGCCAACUUUCACACCAUAUGCAUACCUAGUUUACAACAAAAACAACCUAGUAUUACCUAGUUAAUCUAACAAAUAAUUUCUAAAUAUAUUACUAUGUUUUUUUUUUUGACAAUUUCACAUUGCCAAAAUUUAAAUGUUAUACAUUGGUCAAACAUGACACGUUUCUUGGGACAGAGGCAGCAUUCCAAUUUA